This is a messenger RNA of Anopheles aquasalis, 582 nucleotides long. RefSeq names its product protein D3-like. The record is from RefSeq and is a predicted model, not a curated record. NCBI's taxonomy places the organism in Eukaryota, Metazoa, Arthropoda, Insecta, Diptera, Culicidae.
AGCAGGAUGUCGGACUUUGUGCGCGAUCUGCGCAACCACAAGAUAGUGCCGGACGUGGUGCCCGUCCCCCCGGAAAGCCAGCUGACGGUAGUGUACCCGGGCGAGCUGCGCGUUAACCUCGGUAACAUACUCACACCGACCGAGGUCAAGCAGAUACCGACCGUUAGCUGGAGUGGUGCGGAACCGAACGUCUACUACACGCUCAUCAUGACCGAUCCGGACGCACCGAGCAGGACGGCACCGAAAUUUCGCGAGUGGCACCACUGGCUGGUGGUGAACAUUCCCGGGCUCGAUAUGGCCCAGGGUGACACACUGUCGGAUUACAUCGGUGCGGCACCACCCCGCCGCACCGGACUCCAUCGGUACGUGUUCCUGUUGUAUCGACAGAACGAACGGAUCUACUUCAAGGAACCGCGGCUAUCGAAUCGCAGUACCCAGGGCCGGGGCAAAUUCUCGACGCACAAGUUCUCGGAAAAGUACGAGCUCGGGCUGCCGGUGGCGGGGAACUUCUUCCAGGCGCAGUUCGAUGACUACGUCCCAAAGCUGUACCGUCAGCUGGGACACUUUCAGAACGCAUUUUAA